Molecule: messenger RNA, 1236 nt
Organism: Peniophora sp. CBMAI 1063
Lineage: Eukaryota; Fungi; Basidiomycota; Agaricomycetes; Russulales; Peniophoraceae
Source: the annotation of a GenBank genome assembly
AUGAACACCGACUCUUCUCCCGAUGGCUCUCACCUCCUCCCUCUCGAGCUCUGGCCGUACAUCUUCGAGUACGCGAACCCAGUCCCACAUGAGCUCAGCCACGCACACGAUCCCUUCCUUGAUGCCACAUCGGACAUCGCAACGAUGACCAUGAACCCGCGCUCAUUCAGCACAGACUUCGCAUCGAUGCUUUCGGCACGCGCCAAGCUUGUACGCGUCUGUCGAGCCUGGCAAUCCCUCGGAACGCCACUUCUAUACCGCACGCUCUACAUCCACCGCACCGAAGAUCUCCCCCGACUAGCAGAGACGCUUGCUGCACGGGCAUAUGGGAAAUAUGUGCGAAGGCUCGAUGUCCUUUCCAUCACAGGCGCGCUGGACUUCAAUGAAUUGCGCUUCUUGCUAUCUGUCCUCACAGGACUCGAAGUCCUGAAUAUAUGCCCACUUGAAUAUAUCAAUCGCGCAGUACCUUCGGAGUUAUUGCGUGCGCUGGCAGAUACGGCCGGAAAAACACUACGCGUAUUGAUAUGGCCGAGCUGGCCGAGCCUCACGUGCAAGGGCGCAGACUACACGGCUUUGCUUGAGCGAUGCACUCAAUUGCGCGUACUUUGCAUAGGUCCUUGGAAAAUGGAAGGGGGAGCCUGCACCUUCGUGUCACCGCCACAACCGACUCUUCGUUUUGUCGCACUUGCCGAACACGACGAGUCACACGCCACACCGCAAACUCUCUACCCGGCGCUCGAGCAUGCCUUCCUCGUAUACAACCGCAUCCCCGAUCUUGCCUGUCAGACGGCCUUCCUUGCCUCACACGCACAGACGCUCACAACCGCAACCAUAAACGUGAGCGGCUAUCACCGCAGCGCCGAGCACGUACUCGUCGCGCUCAAACAAUGCCCGCGCUUGCAGCAUCUUAUCGUCGUCGUCCCUGCAAGCUUCUCAGCAUCGUCCAAGGACUUGCGUGGGCUCUUUACGAGAAUUCCGAAAACCACCACUCGCUUCGGCGUUCGAGUGGUGCAUUUCCGUGGUUCUGACGGUCGAGACCUGGGCGCGUUCGUGCGGGGAGUUGCGGCGAAUGCAGAUGCGCUGCCAGACGUUGUGAAGGUUGUGAGGUUUAUGAACGACCUGGGAAGCGCGGUGGCGCACGACGAGCUGCUUGCAUGCAGUCUGGCGUUGUUCCGGCGGGGAGUGCAACUCGAGGGUUUACGGGGCGAAGUAAUCCCGGCGUCAUCACCGGUGUAG